Molecule: messenger RNA, 473 nt
Organism: Aspergillus japonicus CBS 114.51
Lineage: Eukaryota; Fungi; Ascomycota; Eurotiomycetes; Eurotiales; Aspergillaceae
Exons: 1
Coding region: 132-437 (101 amino acids)
Source: RefSeq, a predicted model, not a curated record
GAACUCGGGGGAGGUCGCACGUCUGUUUGAAAGAUAGAUGGUGGUAAGUUCAACAGGGUCAAUGACGGGGCGACAACGGCAGGACACCACGUUCCAGACCGGGUCAGCACCGAUGGAUAGGAAAACAAACAAUGCGAGGUUUCGCUGGGAGGAGAACCGACGAUCGCAGGAGAGAACUUCCAACGGACAAGGAAAGGAGAAGGGUCAGCGAUGCGAGCUUGAGCCGAGAGAAUUGGGGGGUGGUGGUGGUGUGGAGGGACUGGGACGGUGGUCACUGGUUCACUGGCCGGUCGCUGGUCACUGAGUGGUCACCGGUGCGCGUUUCUCUCCUCGCUGCUGGUGAGUUGAGGUCGGGGAAAGCCACCGCCGCCGCCGGAACUGUCGUUGGCUCCCUAGGCGCCCACGCGGCCUUAACCGCUUUUAGCGCUGGAGGGUGAAAGAGAAGUGGUGGGCUGGCCAUUGACUUUUCCCAA